AGCUGUGUCCGCAGCUGGGCGCGGGGCUGGCGCUGCUGGUGCUGGUGACGUCAGCGCCGCAGAACAGCGGCGCGCGCUCCGCCAUACGCUACACGUGGGGCAGCUUCGCACGCCGGUCAGACAUCGUCCUGGCUUUUGUUAUAGGACAAUCACAGAGAAAAUAUCACAGUAAAUAGCAUUAUUAUCUAUAGGUACUAAGUCAACUUCUCUGCAGGAGUUGCCACCAAUUCAACAUAUGCCCGUGUUAGGACUUCACUAAUGUCUUGUGGUGAGUUGUAACUGGUGUGUCUGGUGGGAAUGUGAUGGGGUAUGUUGCAGAGCGGCUAGCGCGUGAGGACGCGUUGUACGGAGACAUGAUUCAGGGCAACUGUGUGGACUCUUACUCCAACCUGACGCUGAAGGUGCUGUCGAUGCUGGAGUGGGCCGACACGUACUGCCCGCGCGCGCCGCGGGUGCUCAAGACCGAUGACGACGUGUUCCCCAACUUGCCGCGCCUGCUGCGCUUCCUCGCUGCGCCCCAGCGCGCCAACGCCACGCACACUGUGUGGGGGCAGAAGACACAAAUGGGUUCGAAAACUCGCCGUAAUGUGAAACGGAAGUCGUUUCUCACCAAGGUGCAGUACCCAUCGGCCUUGUUGCCCAUGUUCUUCAGUGGCACCGGGUACGUGAUGACGGCGGACUGCGUGCGGCCGAUGCUGCGGGCCGCGGGCGACAGGCCCUACAUCAGGCUGGAGGAUGUGUUCUUCACCGGCGUGCUUGCUAGCGCACUCGGGUUCAACCGGCCGCGAACAAAGGAAUUCACAGGAACUAAUCUGAGAUUUCAAGAUGCCGUUACGCACACCUUGUGUAUGGCUCUGCGCAACAUUAUCGUUCGCAACGUGACGCCUCGCCGGCAGUACGAGCUGUGGCGCGCGCUGCACAACGCAACCGGCUGCUUCACGGGAACAUAGCGCGCUGGCAUUCCCUUU
This is a messenger RNA of Pectinophora gossypiella (pink bollworm), 968 nucleotides long. RefSeq names its product beta-1,3-galactosyltransferase 5-like. NCBI's taxonomy places the organism in Eukaryota, Metazoa, Arthropoda, Insecta, Lepidoptera, Gelechiidae. Bases 303 to 950 code for a protein of 215 amino acids. Gene Ontology annotation, molecular function: hexosyltransferase activity. The record is from RefSeq and is a predicted model, not a curated record. Gene Ontology annotation, cellular component: membrane. The transcript has 3 exons.